Pan troglodytes (chimpanzee) is the source of this 8518-nucleotide messenger RNA. It is a transcript of the gene MGAT3, whose product is annotated as beta-1,4-mannosyl-glycoprotein 4-beta-N-acetylglucosaminyltransferase. Gene Ontology annotation, cellular component: membrane. The transcript is spliced from 2 exons. The coding region runs from base 3666 to 5267 and encodes 533 amino acids. Gene Ontology annotation, molecular function: beta-1,4-mannosylglycoprotein 4-beta-N-acetylglucosaminyltransferase activity. The record is from RefSeq and is a predicted model, not a curated record. Lineage: Eukaryota; Metazoa; Chordata; Mammalia; Primates; Hominidae. Gene Ontology annotation, biological process: N-acetylglucosamine metabolic process.
UGGGUGGGGAGGGGCCCAGAAGGGGGAGUGUUGGGAACGUCAUCGGAGCGUCAGUCCCUUGGUGCCAGGCUUGAGUCACAGGUUACUAGCUCAGGUUGUUGGGACGGCGAUUUGAGUUUCACCUCGUUUGCCACAGAGGGUCUCAGGCCAGAAAGCCAGGCCUGGUGUGAGCCAAAGCCCAUGCCCACUGCCCUCCUUGCUGCCCAGCCCAGAUCGUUCCUGCCAGGUCUGCACCUCGCUGUCCCUCACUCCAUCUGGCACUGGGCCGCCUGAGCAUGCAAGUGUGCCCACCACCUGCUGCCCUGUACACAUGGGUAGGUGCCGGGGGAACAGCAUCCACUCCCCACUGCCUAGGACUCUUGGACCAGACUUCCACCUGCCACCUGGUGCAUGAGAGCCUCUGCCAGCCAACAACCCCUCCACUGCCACCCGGGGCACAAUGCCUGGGACAAAGUCCCCAAUGCUAGAGAAGACCCCAAAGGACGGGGAAGGGCGGGGCGCACCCUCCCUUCCAUUUCCCCGUACCCCCGCUCCGCUCAGCCCGCCAGGCUGGAGAUGGAGCUGAGGCUGUGUACUGAAGUGGCCCUUUGUACGUUGUCACCAGAGGAUGGCGAGCCUGGGCGGGAGGGGCUGGCACUGCCGGGGCUGCAGGGCAGAGUGGCGCUGAACUCAGCAGAGCAGGGGCUUUCUCUGGGGCCACAGGGCAGGGGAGGAGUGCCUGUCAGGUGUGGGAACUUGCAGGCUGGGCCUGCACCCCCAAACCAGAGGAUAUUUGUCCCUCAAAGUCUGUUGCUGCUUCUCAUCUGGGCUCCUGCGUCUUUGGACUGUUCCAUGUCAUCCAGCAGCUGUCCCUGCAGUGCAUGCUCCAGGGCAGACUUUGUCCUGGGGGGUGGGGAACAGUGGUGACCGAGGCCUGUGGUGACCCUGCUCUCCUGUGGCCUCGCCAGCAGGGUGAGGGCAGGGCAGACGUAAACAACAAAGUGGGAUCGCCUCUGCAGGGAUGAGCGCUUGGGGGACAGCCUGGAGAGAGGGCUUGUGGGCAGGGGCAGCACUUCAGCCAGCUGCUCAAGGGCCCAUGUCUGACAAGUGGCAUCAGAGCAUGCGGGGACCUGAGGAAGGGCGUUCCAGGCGGAGGGAUCAUCCGGUGCGAGGACCCUGAAAUGGGGCCAUGCCUGAAGAGUGUAGGAGACAGGAAGGUGGGGAGUGUGGCUGGAGCCUGGGGGACAAGGGAGGCAAGGUCAGCAGAAACGCAGGCAUCAGAUGGCCAGGGUCCAUGGCACGCAGAGGAGUUGGGGUUUUAAUUCUUAGUGUGACAGGGCCAUGGGAGGGCUUGAGCAGGGAGAUGUGGCCUGAUGGGGAAUUUGUGGUGACUCUGGCUGCUGCAGAGGCAGGAGGGAAGCUAGUGAGGACCUCGGCAGAGGAGGCAGAGAGAGGUCCAUCCUGGGAGCAUUUGGGGGAACGAGGCCUGCAGGCCUUGCUGCCCCUCUGCCGGGCAUGUGGUGAGGCCGCACCCAGCUCAGAGGACUGGCCUGUGUUAAGACUCUGGAUGUUAUCCGUUUUAAUCCCCUCGGGGUUGGGAUGGCCUCACAUUGCUGAUAGAGGCACCGAGGCCCAGGGUAUUCAGUGACCUGCCCAAGAUCACGGAGGAGGGUUUGGAAGGGGCAGGAUUUGAAUCCAGCCCCUUUUGAGUCUAGACUCCAGAGAGCUAUGGCCCCAAAGCAGCCCCCGCCCCACGCUGACUCCUGAGAGAUUGGGGGUGGGCACCCAGGACAGCCCAGGGUCCAGGAGAGCCCUCUCACAGAGGCAGAAGCACUCAGCCCAGACCCCUCCUGCCCGGCUUUUCCUGGGCCUCCUUUGUUAUCUGACGACGGCCACUGAGACCAAAGGCGCUGGCUGCCCCUCUGCCUGGGAGGCACCACAUCUCUGGGAGCCCUGGGGGUGGGGGCAGGGGCAUUCUGACCUUGGAAGCCAGGGCAGGGCAGAGCUGGCUCCUUCCCUUCUCUUGUCCAGAUGGUCUGGGGCAGUUUGUUUGGGCCUGUAAGGCUGAGUGGGCUGGGAGGUGGGUAGGGAGCUGAAAGCCCGAAGUAUGGGGGUCUCGAGGAUUUAUCCCAUUGGCCUCAGUGGGUCCCGUAAGCACGGAAGCUCUUAAGCCUUUGCGGAGGGGCUGGCAACAGGGGCCUAUUGAUGAAUUAGAAGAAGCUGUGUUCCUUCCUUCCUCUAACCUGAAGCUUUGUUAAUAAUUAAUCAUCUGCCCAAUUAAUAAUUACAGGCUUGAGCAGCCCCUUCCCACUGCCCUCACCCCACUCCAACCUCCUCUCCGUUCCUCCUUCCUUCGCCCUCCCAGCCCCCACUCCUACCCCCACCCUUCCGGCCAUCAGUCCCUGCUGGCCUUCCUCUGCAGAGAUGGCAAGGCCCUGUGCCCUUGGGAGUCCCCCUGUCCCCGACACCACACAGGGCAUCGGUUCUAUUCUUCCCAUGAGGGCCUUUCGGCAGCCCUCCAGGGCAGGUGCCACACAAUCUGACAGACAGAGACACGAGGCACAGGGGCAGAGGGGCAGAGCCACACGGUACUCAUUCACUCAUUCUUUCACUGGAUGCUAUUGCACUGUUCUCUGUGGUCAGCCACCACCCUGAGCAAGACAAGCAAACAGGAAAUUCCUCUCCAGGCUUAGGGGAUAGCGUGGGGGGAACUCCUGAGCAGGCUGGGCUGAGGGCAGCCCCCCAGGGAAGGCAAGGGCUAGGAAGAGGGAGGAGUCCCUAGAGGGCAAGGUAUUGGAGGGUGGGGCUUUUUGUAUAAAGCUCCCCGGCAGCAGGAAUGCUCAAAGCUCUGGGCUCAGCCUCCUUCCAGGGUAGGGUGUGAUUUCUGUCUUCACCCUCAAGAGGGGUGUUCUCCACACUGGGGAAUGAAUGCCUUGCUAAGGGUGGACCCUUGGGCUUGGAGCCAGCAGUACAAUAGCUGUCUGGCCGUCUCCUCUGGGCAGAAUCCAGCCUCUGCCCCCACUCCCAGAGAGACCCAACUCCCUCCAAAAGGCUAUGGACUCCUGGGCCCCCUUGCAGGAGAGGCAGUGUGGGUUCAGGCUCCCUGACCCCCGCCCUGUCCCUGCCCGGUACUUUGUCAGAGACUCGGGGUCCCGCCGUGCCGAGAGUGUAUUUCUGAGCUCUUCCAUGCAUAUAGUGUUCCUUGGUUCCCUAUCCUCGUCCCACUGAGAAUGUCCAGUAGCCCCUCUGGGAGUCGGGGUGCAGUUCUCGGGAACCCUCCCACACAGAGAGGGAGCCAGGUGAGGCUCACAAGAGAUGGACCUGCUUUUUACUGAGCACUUGGCCCUGACAGGCUCUCCACCUGUAAAACCACAGUGUCCCUACCUCCUCAAGCACCUGGCACCUAGGAAUGGCUCUGGGAGGGUGGGGCUGCCUCUCACUGCUGCCUGGUUACCUGUUUCACAAAGGAGGAGACUGAGGCUGGAGAGGUGAGGUGACCUAGCUGGAAAGAGGUGGAGCCAGGAAACCAGCCCAGAUGGAGGGCAGGGCCAGCAUCUGGUGGGACAAAGUCAGUUUCUCCUGCAAUCAUCUAACUGACACCUGGGCUCAGCCUCUAGGGAGGAAACUGCUGCCAUAGAGCCUUGAAAGCCAGGCAGAGGGGACUAGACACUGUGCCUCAAGGCAGGAUGAAGAUGAGACGCUACAAGCUCUUUCUCAUGUUCUGUAUGGCCGGCCUGUGCCUCAUCUCCUUCCUGCACUUCUUCAAGACCCUGUCCUAUGUCACCUUCCCCCGAGAACUGGCCUCCCUCAGCCCUAACCUGGUGUCCAGCUUCUUCUGGAACAAUGCCCCGGUCACGCCCCAGGCCAGCCCCGAGCCAGGGGGCCCUGACCUGCUGCGUACCCCACUCUACUCCCACUCGCCCCUGCUGCAGCCGCUGCCGCCCAGCAAGGCGGCCGAGGAGCUCCACCGGGUGGACUUGGUGCUGCCCGAGGACACCACCGAGUAUUUCGUGCGCACCAAGGCCGGCGGCGUCUGCUUCAAACCCGGCACCAAGAUGCUGGAGAGGCCGCCCCCAGGACGGCCGGAGGAGAAGCCUGAGGGGGCCAACGGCUCCUCGGCCCGGCGGCCACCCCGGUACCUCCUGAGCGCCCGGGAGCGCACGGGGGGCCGAGGCGCGCGGCGCAAGUGGGUGGAGUGCGUGUGCCUGCCCGGCUGGCACGGACCCAGCUGCGGCGUGCCCACCGUGGUGCAGUACUCCAACCUGCCCACCAAGGAGCGGCUGGUGCCCAGGGAGGUGCCGCGCCGCGUCAUCAACGCCAUCAACGUCAACCACGAGUUCGACCUGCUGGACGUGCGCUUCCACGAGCUGGGCGACGUGGUGGACGCCUUUGUGGUGUGCGAGUCCAACUUCACGGCUUACGGGGAGCCGCGGCCGCUCAAGUUCCGGGAGAUGCUGACCAAUGGCACCUUCGAGUACAUCCGCCACAAGGUGCUCUAUGUCUUCCUGGACCACUUCCCGCCCGGCGGCCGGCAGGACGGCUGGAUCGCCGACGACUACCUGCGCACCUUCCUCACCCAGGACGGCGUCUCGCGGCUGCGCAACCUGCGGCCCGACGACGUCUUCAUCAUUGACGAUGCGGACGAGAUCCCGGCCCGUGACGGCGUCCUUUUCCUCAAGCUCUACGAUGGCUGGACCGAGCCCUUCGCCUUCCACAUGCGCAAGUCGCUCUACGGCUUCUUCUGGAAGCAGCCGGGCACCCUGGAGGUGGUGUCGGGCUGCACGGUGGACAUGCUGCAGGCAGUGUAUGGGCUGGACGGCAUCCGCCUGCGCCGCCGCCAGUACUACACCAUGCCCAACUUCAGACAGUAUGAGAACCGCACCGGCCACAUCCUGGUGCAGUGGUCGCUGGGCAGCCCCCUGCACUUCGCCGGCUGGCACUGCUCCUGGUGCUUCACGCCCGAGGGCAUCUACUUCAAGCUCGUGUCCGCCCAGAAUGGCGACUUCCCACGCUGGGGUGACUACGAGGACAAGCGGGACCUGAACUACAUCCGCGGCCUGAUCCGCACCGGGGGCUGGUUCGACGGCACGCAGCAGGAGUACCCGCCUGCAGACCCCAGCGAGCACAUGUAUGCGCCCAAGUACCUGCUGAAGAACUACGACCGGUUCCACUACCUGCUGGACAACCCCUACCAGGAGCCCAGGAGCACGGCGGCGGGCGGGCGGCGCCACAGGGGUCCCGAGGGAAGGCCGCCCGCCCGGGGCAAACUGGACGAGACGGAAGUCUAGAGCUGCAUGAUCUGAUAGGGUUUGUGACAGGGCGGGGGUGGCGGCGGCCCCUAGCGCUAUCUCCCUGCCUCCUGCCGGCUCCGUGGUUCUUGAGGGGACCAGGAGUGGGUGGGGAGUGGGGGUGGGGGUAGGGUUCCCCUACUGAAGCCCUUGUGAAUCAAGGGUCAGGCCUUUGAGCUCAGAAAAUAUCCCUCCUGUUGGGAGAGGGCGCAGGCCGUGACGUCUGGAUGGCCCUUAUGACUGCCAAGACUGCUGUGGCCAGGAGGUGCCACUGGAGUGUGCGUGGUGGUCCCUGGGUAGCGGGGGAGGGUAGGCAGGAUUGGGGAAGAGAGCCUGCAGGAUCUCACCAGGCAGCCUCUGGGGGGUGGCCAGGCCGGGAAAAAGCCCACCAUUUGGCAUCCCUGGGCCUUGGGCUCGGUGUGGGAGACCGGCCUGCCAGGAGGACCCAGGGCUCUGUAAGUAGAUGCAUUUGGGUCCAGGAGGAAGUGUGGACACCUGGUAGGGAAGAGAUGAAAAAGCCACAUCCUACCAAGAGGAGGUGCUGAGGGAUGCUUUGCAAUGUAGUCAGAAGUGCUGGGCCAGAUGGAGACAGAACUCCACCCCCUGCCGCAAAGGACAGGACCUGGCUGCCCUGGGAUGCUGCUGCCUGAGUCUGUCUCUGUGCACCCCUCAGGCUGUCGUGAGCCAACACAGGGGCCUGGAGAACCCUGAGGAGCUUUCCUUUUGGUUCUAAACCCAGCGUUGACGUUCCUUCUCCCUUUCACAUUGCUGUCUUGUGGACUGUGCACUCAGUCCUUGCAAGGCCAAGAGUCCAGUUGUAGGUGUGGCCUUGAGGGGGAAGUGGGGAGGAGAAGACUGACAUGAGUCCUCUGCACGGAUCCGUCUCUCCCUCCCCAUCACCCUUUCCUUCUGACACCCAGUCCCAGCUGUCCACUGUCCCAGGUGCAGUCACUGUUGUGCCCCUCCUUGGAGCAGGCGGGCUGGGGGCCAGAAAGGGGCCAUGAGGCUGUCUUGGGCCCAAAAAGGGACAAUAAGGCCAGUUGUAUGCUUCCUGUUCCUCAUAGCUUGCCUUGGUGGGGAUGUCUUUGUUGGAGUUGAUUCUGAGCUGCUGUGAUUAGGAGACCCUGAAAUACAGUGGUUUAAGCAAGACGGAAGCUUGUUUCUAAUUAGUCUAGAUUGAGAUGGCCCAGAGCUGGUAGGGCAGCUCUGCGUUUCUUCAUACGCACCUUCCAAUUCUGGGUACACAGCAGCUGCUCUAGCGCCCACCCUCCUGUGUGCAUCCAAGCCUGGGGGAAGCAGAAAUAGACAAGAGGGCACACCCACUUUUUGCUAAAGGCAUGAGCCAGAAUUGGCAGGCUCACCUCUGCUGGCCUCUCAUUGGCUGGGACUCAGUCACAUGGCCACAAGCAGCUGCUAGGGAACCUGGGAAGUGUAGUCUUCAGCGGGGCCGCCAUGUGCCUGGCCUCACCUUGGGAGUUAUCUUAUUGAUGGAGGAGAAGAGAAUGGAUAUGGGGGACCAGUAGCAUCUCUGGGAGAGGGGGAGGGAGCAGCAAUAACUCAGUCGUCGGAUCCAGCUCUCAUUGUCAGAGUUUCUGGAACAGCUUGCUCCUGUUUCCCUCACUGUGCAGCCCAGGGCUGGGGGCAGUGAGGAGCUUGCAGCUCUGUGGGAAGGGGAAACACCCCCUCCCUUCAGCCCCUCAGACGCUACCCAAUGAUGCCGGUUUGCAGAGUUGGCCUGUGGAAUGGCUCAUGUUUGUGCGUGUGUGUGUGUAUAUUUAUGGGCAUGGGUGCAUGCUUGGUGUGUAUUUGUACAUGUCUGUAUUGCUGUGUCCCUGUAAAUACAUGCUUGUGUAUGGAUGGAAGAGGCCAGGCCCAGGCCUGGCCUCUUCCUCGGGCCUGUGGCCACACCUCCUGCAGCUCCCCAAAAUGACUGAGGCAGAAAGCCCUUGGGGAGCCUAGAAAGCAAAGCUAAAGGGGAUGCAGGGUCUGUCUGUCUGUCUGUCUGUCUGUCUUUCAGUCUGAGGAAUGAGAAUCCUGACCUGAGGGCUGUGCAGCUGAGAGCCCACUACCUCCCCAGCCCCUCUCGGCCCCAGCCGCAUCAUCCCACCUGUCCCCUCCCCCCACCUCCAUUGGGGCUUUCUCCAGAUGUCUUAUGGUUGGGGGUUUCCUGAUGGGCCAGGAGAGGAGGGCAUCUUCUUGCGACAGCUCUGUCUGGGUUAAGUGCCCAGUGAGGGCAUGGUGUGGGGAGCUGGCCUCAGAGGAGCCACUGGUGGGCAAGCGUGAAGCGGGCUGAGGGGCUCUGAGCCACUUUGCUCCCAUCUAGGGGACUGCCCCCCAUGGAACUCCUUUGAAGUCACAGCAGCCUUCCUUUCUGUUUGCUCUUGGGGCUGAGAGGUGGCUCAAACACUCGGGGUCCCUAUGGCUCUGGGUCAAUCUAGGCCAGGCUGCACCCCAUGGACAGGGAGUCUCAGGGCUCCUGAUCAUGCCCAGGCCCUGGCCUGGGGCCUCCCUCCUUGGCAGCUUUCUCACCCCCACGCCCCUGGCAUCCUCAGUUGCUAUGGGAUGCCCCUCCAGGGCACCAGCUCAGGGCUAAGGGAAGGAAGAUAGGAGCAGCUCAGAGCUGCCAGGCUCUGCCUUCCUCACAGACCUGGUGGGGCAGGGCCUGUUCACAGCAGCAGGAGUGAAGGCCUGGCCAUCGGUGGAGAGGACAGCUGUCAGGGGGUGGGGGCCAGGGCGCGGGAUUGAAGAGUUUCACAUAUCAUCACAGCAUACACUGGGAAUUUGGUGGGGGCAGAAGAACCCAGGGCCACUCCCUCAAUAUGAAGGGAAACCAAGCUGAAUGUGACCACCGGCACACUGCUGCCAUGUCCCAUGUCCACGUUUCUCCCAGGGAAUAACUGACCCUGAGACCCCUAGACCCAAGGAGGCCUGUCCAUGCCAAGCAUCCAGGAAGCAUGGCUGGCCUUGUCCACCCAUGGGUCACGUCGGUUCCCAGGGGCAGCAUGGGAGAGCUUUGGGGGCAACAGGGAGAGUCUGGGUGGGGAGACAGGACUUGUCCAAGCAGAAGGCAGGACCCUGGGAAAUGCAUAAUGUAAGGACAUCAAUAAUAGUAUUAUUUUUUUUGUAAGGGAAAAUCAAUAUGUACAUUCUGAAAUCAUUUUCUCUGUAAAUGGUUGGAUUUCAUUUCACCCUUAAAGGGAUGCUUAAAGGAGAAGAUAAUAUUAAUAAUAAAAACAGCUACAAAGUCUGAA